Lentinula edodes (shiitake mushroom) is the source of this 1393-nucleotide messenger RNA. RefSeq names its product glyceraldehyde-3-phosphate dehydrogenase. The coding region runs from base 325 to 1215 and encodes 296 amino acids. Gene Ontology annotation, biological process: glucose metabolic process. The transcript is spliced from 7 exons. Lineage: Eukaryota; Fungi; Basidiomycota; Agaricomycetes; Agaricales; Omphalotaceae. The record is from RefSeq and is a predicted model, not a curated record. Gene Ontology annotation, molecular function: oxidoreductase activity, acting on the aldehyde or oxo group of donors, NAD or NADP as acceptor; NADP binding; NAD binding.
UCCGCAUCUUUUCCUUGUUCCACAACCUUCGAUUCUAAAUACACUCCAAUCCAUUGACUGCUUGAAUUAAAAUGGCCGUCAAAGUCGGUAUCAACGGGUACGUUGUUUGGUUGAAAGUUUUAGAGAUGGUUCGCGAUUAAACGAUUUCCGUGUCUUUUAUUCUACGAUGAUUGCAGUUUCGGUCGUAUCGGCCGUAUCGUGCUCAGAAAUGCUUUGUUGAACCCUGAAGUCAACGUUGUUGCAGUCAACGAGUGCGUAGUCUCAUCAUACUAGGCAUCGUAAAAGGAAUUCAUUUUCCACAGCCCUUUCAUUGCUCUUGAGUACAUGGUCUACAUGUUCAAGUAUGACUCCGUCCACGGACGUUUCAAAGGCACUGUCGAGACUAAGGGCGGCAAGCUCAUCGUCGACGGAAAGGAAAUUUCCGUCUUCGGUGAGAAGGAUGCUGGUGCUAUUCCUUGGAGCUCUGUCGGUGCAGAGUACAUAGUCGAGUCUACCGGUGUCUUCACCACGAUUGAAAAGGCCUCUGCUCACUUGAAGGGUGGUGCCAAGAAAGUCAUCAUCUCUGCUCCUUCCGCUGAUGCACCUAUGUACGUUUGUGGUGUCAAUCUCGACUCUUAUGACUCGCAACAUGCUGUUAUCUCCAAUGCUUCUUGCACGACGAACUGCCUCGCACCUCUCGCCAAGGUUAUCCACGACAAAUUCGGUAUCGUCGAGGCUCUGAUGACUACCGUCCAUGCCACUACCGCUACUCAGAAGACUGUUGAUGGUCCUUCGAACAAAGAUUGGCGUGGCGGUCGUUCUGUCAACGGAAACAUCAUCCCUUCUUCAACUGGUGCUGCUAAGGCUGUUGGAAAGGUUAUUCCUUCGCUCAACGGAAAGUUGACCGGUCUUGCCUUCCGUGUUCCUACCCUCGACGUUUCGGUAGUCGACCUUGUUUGCCGUACCGAAAAGAGUGCAACCUACGACGAGAUCAAGGCUGCUGUCAAAGAAGCCUCCGAGGGUCCUCUCAAGGGUAUCUUAGGCUACACUGAGGACCAUGUUGUUUCCACCGACUUCAUUGGGGACAACCACUCUUCGAUCUUCGAUGCUACCGCCGGAAUCCAGCUCAACAAGAACUUUGUCAAGUUGAUCGCUUGGUACGACAACGAGUGGGGUUACUCUGGAAGAGUUGUUGAUCUCUUGGUGUUUGCUGCCAAGAAGGAUGGUGCUCUCUAAGCGAAAGGGCUAUGCAUCUCGAAACUGCCACAAUGUUUAAAAGUGUAGACGAUUACUGUAAAACGCAAGUAUUUUAUAGACGCUUAUCGAUCAGCUCAUCGAUAAGGAGGAAAAAAAGGCUCAAAUCCCGUUGUACUUACCUACAUUAUUGUUAGCUCUCAAUUGGAAUUCCAUGUAU